Molecule: messenger RNA, 2100 nt
Organism: Nicotiana tabacum (common tobacco)
Lineage: Eukaryota; Viridiplantae; Streptophyta; Magnoliopsida; Solanales; Solanaceae
Source: RefSeq, a predicted model, not a curated record
AUUACGAAUAAGAAACUGGAAAGUAGUCUUAAUAAUAAUACAAUAAUCAGUAAGUAUAAAAAAUGGGGAAGAGGACAGCAUUAUUUGUAGUGUCGGUGGUGGGGAUGUUGGCCGUGAGCUGGUGUUGGGGAGAGGAGGCGGCGGAGAAAGCAAAUAUGGCGGCGGGAGAGAUGAAUAACAAAGGUCAACAGGUUAAGCAAAGUGCUUCUGAAGCAAUGGACGAUGCUAAAGAGAAGACUGGCUCUUGGGCUGAUUGGGUCGCUGGCAAAUUCUCACAGUGUCAAGACGAGGCCCAAGGAUUAAUGGAUAAGGCUAAGGAUACCGCAUCAAAUGCAAGAGAUUCCAUAAAUACUGCAGCACAUGGAACCCAAAAGUAUGGUUCUCAAAAGGCCAGUGAAAUGGCUGACAUGGCAUCCGACAAAUAUGGUGAUGCUAAAAAUCUUGCUUCCGAGAAGGCCAAUCAAGCUAUGGAUGCAGCUGCAGAUACCACUCGUCACGCCAGUGAAAGAGGAAAAGAAAAUGCAUAUGACGCUUAUGCCUAUGCAUCGGAGAAAACUGGUAAAGCCACAAACAUGGCUACCGAUUUCGCCAAAGAUAAAGCUCAUGAUGCUUAUGCCUCCGCAUCUGCUAAGGCAGGUCGAGCCACUAACGUUGCUUCUGAUAUGGCUGCUGACGCCAAAGAAAGAGCCAAACAUAAAGCUUUUGAUGCCAAUGAUUUUGCCAAAGAGAAGGCUCAUGAUGUUUAUGCCUCGGCAUCUGAUAAGGCAGGUCGAGCCACUAACAUUGCUUCAGAUAUGGCUGCUGACGCCAAAGAAAGAAUUAAAGAUAAGGCUUAUGAUGCCCAUGAUUUUGCCAAAGAGAAAGCUCAUGAUGCUUAUGCCUCCACAUCGGAUAAGGCAGGUCGAGCCACAAACAUUGCUUCAGAGAUGGCCGCUAACGCCAAAGAUAAAGCUUAUGAUGCCAAAGAUUUUGCCAAAGAGAAGGCUCAUGAUGCUUUUGCCUCGGCAUUGGAUAAGGCAGGUCGAGCCACAGACGUUGCUUCAGAUAUGGCCGCUAGCGCCAAAGAAAGAGCCAAAGAUAAAGCUUAUGAUGCCAAUGAUUUUGCCAAAGAGAAAGUUCACGAUGCUUAUGCUACCGCAUCGGAUAAGGCAGGUCGAGCCACAAACAUUGCUUCAGAUAUUGCCGCUGACGCCAAAGAAAGAGCCAAACAUAAGGCUUAUGAGGCCAGUGAUUUUGCCUCUGAGAAGGCGCACGAUGCAGUAAAUGCAGCUUCCGAAAUGGGUAGUUCAGCUAAAGAGAAGGUUAAGGAUAAAGCUUAUAAUGCCUAUGGUUUUGCAAAUAACAAAGCAGGUCAAGCAAUGGAAAAGGCUUCAGACAUGGCCGGUGAUGCCAAAGAAAUUGGUAAAGACAAAGCUUAUGAUGCUUAUGGAUAUGCAUAUGACAAGAUGGACCAAGCAAGGGACGGGGCUUCUAACAUUGCUGGUAAUUCAAAAGACACUAUGAAAGCCAAAGCAUCCGAUGCAUCAUAUGAUUUUGCCUCCGGUAAAGCGGAUAAAACCAUACGAAUGGCUACUGAUAGAGCCAACGAUGCGAAAGAGAAAGCAUUUGAUGGAUAUGAGGGUGCGAAAUCAAAGGCUUAUGAAACUUAUAGGUCUGCUAAGCAUAACAUGAAUGAACAAGUCAAGGAUAAGUAUGAAACUGCAAAAGAGAAGGCUUCGGAAGCUACAGGCAAAGUUGGAGCAAAGAUGAGAAGUGGCGGUAAAGAAUUAUGAGCAAUUUAGUACAAUUAACAGCCCCUGAAAUUAAAGGAAAUCUCACAUGCAAAGAGGUUCCUAUUAGGUGAGUGGCUUAGAUUUCACUAUUGUUUUCUUCUUUUUUAUUUUUUGGUUACCUAUUCUUUUUAAUUUGUAGGACAGAUGAAAUUCUUGACCAACUCAAUUCCGCAUGGUCAUCGCUUAGGUUAUUACUUAGUUAAUAAAGAGAAUAUGUCAUUGCAAAAGUGAACACGCUGCACGCAUGCUAACAAAGCUGAAAUUUUUUUUGUACCAAAUGUAAAAUCUUAGUACUGUGUUGAAAAUGCUGUUACUAUCGUUGAAUUUC